Molecule: messenger RNA, 3105 nt
Organism: Tetrahymena thermophila SB210
Lineage: Eukaryota; Ciliophora; Oligohymenophorea; Hymenostomatida; Tetrahymenidae
Product: AAA domain protein
Exons: 5
Biological process (GO): regulatory ncRNA-mediated heterochromatin formation
Cellular component (GO): nuclear RNA-directed RNA polymerase complex
Molecular function (GO): helicase activity
Source: RefSeq, a predicted model, not a curated record
AUGGUUCAUCUUAUUGGAAUAACUGAAAUGAGAGAUGACGAAUCAGAGUUUUCAUCAUAAUAAUCCACAAGUGAGGAAUAAGAUAGAGAUAGUCAGGAAGAGUAGAGAGAUGUGGAAGUAAUAGAAGAAAAAGAUUAAGAAGAAUAUGAGUAAGAGCAAAUAGAAUUUCCAUAGUUGAGAAAAUUGAAAGAAGCCAUGGUAGAAUUACUUCCUAUUCCUAAAAAUUACUAGUUUGAUGAUUUGAUGUAAUACAGAUAAACUAUGUUAAGACUUGAAGAUGAAAAUUUUUUCUAAUCAUUCAGAAAAUCCUUGUAACAUCAUAUUCAACAAAAGUUUUAAGAUGAGAAAACAAAAAAAGAAGGUUUUUAUGUUAUUUCCAAUUUUUCAAUUGAAAGACCCACAUACGAACCAUAAGGAGGGUUAAUUUUAGAAAUUGAAACCUUAGUCAUUAUCCCAAGAUAUAUGUAAGAAUAGGCUGAGAUUAUUAAUAACCAGAUUGUCAUUUUUGUGAGCUUGAAUACCUAGAAGAUUUUUAUAGGUAAAACUAUUGUAAAAUGGAAUAAAAAAGUAACUAAAGAUUACGACGGCGACCUAAGAUUUGAAGGUUAUGAUAAUAAAGAUGAAAGAAAAAAAGAUUAAAAAAACGAUGACGAUUUAAAUAAAAAUUUAUUUGAAGUAAUAGAAUACAGACAAAAUUUUAAGAUUAAAAUGAACACUUUAGAUAAUUUAGAUGAAUUUUUAAUAAAUUCAGAUGAUAUUAACUCAAAGUUUAAAUUAGUAAUACCAUCUGACUAUUGGAAUUCUCUUUAAUAAAGCUGGAACUGCUAGAUGUAAUUUAAACAUCUAAAUAAUAUUGCUUUUCCACUUUAAACUUUGUAAGGAGAAAAAGGUUUCCCCUCUUUCCCUAAAUAUGAAUUCUUAGAAAACGAUAUAGAAGUUGAGGACUUCAAAAGACAACUUGAGUUCGAAAUAUCAAAAGAAAAAUAGUUAGAUAAAUAUCAAAGGAUUGCUAUAAGACAUGCUUUGUUUAAUGAAAACUCUAUUAUCUAGGGACCUCCUGGAACUGGAAAAACUUUCUUGGGUUGUAAAAUUGUAAAUGUGCUUUAACGUGCUCAUAGUAUUCAUAUAUAAAAACCCAAACCCAUACUAGUGAUGAGUUUGAAGAAUUUAAGUCUUGAUAGGCUUUUACUUAAAAUAAGCGAUGAAAAUAAAGAUAUAAAAAUUUUGAGAUUGGGAUUCGAAAUUGAAUAUAGAUAAAUGGAAAAAUAUACCCUAAACAAUUUAAAAGGUGCACCUGUUUUUCAAUAUUCUGAUUAAUAUAAUAUAAAAGCAGAUUAAAUUAAUAAAGAAUUGCAAGAUUGCAUUAAUAAUAUAAAAAAGAGAAGAGACUAAAAUAUAAUCUAACAAGAAAAAGGAGCAGGACUUCCAAAAAAAUUAAAAAAUUCUAUUAAGAAAAGAUUGAUAAGCUUGUUAAUAAGUGAACUUAAAAUAACUAAUUUUGGUAAUGAGAUUUAGGAGAAAAUAUUUUCAAAAUGGAUGAAAGGAAAAUUAAGCUCUGAAAAAUUAUUAAAAUAUCUUGAUGAAGGUGGUAUUGAUUUAGAUGGAGAGUAAAAAGAAUACAUUCAAAAAUCUAUCAAUAUUUAGCAAAAAGAUUAAGAAUUUUAGCUCUCUGCAGAUGAAAACUCAAUUAUGAGAUAUUUGGAAAAAAUUACUUUAUUUGAGCAACUAUCAGUUCAAUUCAGUAAAUUUUUAAAAAUAAAUGAAGAUAUCAUUGAAAUCAAUAUUAUCUAAAACUAAAUGAGAGUAUACGAACGUUUAAUAAAAACUUCUAAUUUGAAUAGCAAUAAAAUUUAUUAAAAAAAACUAAGUAAAUUCAUGAAAAAAUUUGAUGUUAUUGGAAUGACAUUUUCUGGUUAUCACAAAAAUUUUGAUGCUAUUCAAGAGCUUGGGGCUGAAAUUGUUCUUGUUGAAGAAGCAAGUGAAAUAAUUGAAAGUCACUUCUAUCCCGUUUUAGCACCUAAUGUGAAACAUUUAAUCUAAAUAGGAGAUCACUAUCAACUAAGGCCAUUUGUUAAAUGCGAUUCUUUGAAAUCAAAUUAUAAUUACAAAAUGUCCUAUUUCGAAAGACUAAUUUCAGUUAAUAAAGUUGACCAUGUCAUCCUCUACUAAUAGAGGAGAAUGGUGCCAUAAUUUGCUAACUUUACUAGAAUAUUUUAUGGUAACGAAUACAUUGAUGCUCCAAUUACUAAGAGUCGUGAAUGUAUAACUUAAAUUUCUAAAAAUGGUAUGUAUAUGCUCUAACACAGUUAUCCAGAUUAGUAAGAAGAUAAAUCAUUUAUUAACCUGCAUGAAGCUUUAUUUGUAAAAUUGCUAGUCUUAUAACUAUUAAAAGAUUAAAAAAUUGAGGAAGAAUAAAUUAGUGUUUUGACUACCUAUAAAAUCUAAAAGAUUUUAAUAUAAUGUUUUUUGUCUGAAUAAGGAUUAUCUAAAGUUAAAACCUAUACUGUAGAUCAAUUCUAGGGAAAUGAAAAUGAUAUCAUAAUACUUUCUUGUGUUAGAUCAAACAUAGAAAGGAAAAGUGGUUUUGUAUUGAAUGAUCACAGAAUUAAUGUAGCUUUUUCUAGAGCUAAAAUUGGAUUUUUCUGCAUUGGUAACUUUAAUUAAUAUGCUCUAAAAAGUGAAACAUGGUAAAAAAUUUUAGACUUGAGCUAGAAAUAGUUUUCUCUAGGUGCUAAAGGAGUAGAGGCUUAAUAUAAAACUCUUUCAAAAAAAGCAUUAGAAAUUGGAAAAAAUGCACCUAAGGAUCUAUAUAAAAGUCCUCAAAUAUGUGGUUUAUGUUUCUAAAAAUCUCAUAUUAUGGACUGUGCUCUACAAUUUUUUAUUCCAUCUAUUUCGCCCUCUGAUAAUGAAUUUCCAGAGCUUCCUUAAGUUGAAUAAGCAUAACCUCCUUUUGUUUUUAUCGAAACAGUAUAAAAAAUUAAAGUUGAUAAAAAUAAAUUAAUACUUGAUCAACUAGCAGAAUAAUUUCCAAUUAAUUCAAACAAGUUAACAUAAAAAUAGAAAAAAUAAUUUUAAAAAUCUAAAUCUAAUUUCAAAAAAUAAUGA